Debaryomyces tyrocola is the source of this 336-nucleotide messenger RNA. NCBI's taxonomy places the organism in Eukaryota, Fungi, Ascomycota, Pichiomycetes, Serinales, Debaryomycetaceae. The record is from the annotation of a GenBank genome assembly.
AUGAUAUCCCCAGAUCUUAUUUUAGACCCGCAAUUGAAGUACUGGGUUUUAUUACCCAUUUCAUUUGUUAUGGUCUUGGUAGGUUUAUUAAGAUCGAACAUUACAUUAUUGCUUACACCAUCACCGAAAUUGACGCCAUACAAAACAGCAAGGGAGAAGUAUGUAUAAGAGCAAAAAGGGACGGAAAGUUAAGAGUUAACUACAAUUAAGCUGCAGUAUACUAACGGAAUGCAUUUAGACAAUUUUUGAACAGGGCCGUUUGUUUUAGAAAAAAUAAUGGUAUUUUAGCUCCUAGUGACUUUGAAACUAGACAACAAUACUAUAUUGAAAAAUUGA